AGAAGAUCAAGUAAAAUUCAUAUGCGCUGCUGUCGGUGAACCGGAAAGUCUUACACUGGAAAACGGGAUUGUAAAGCUUCCAAAAAGAUGUAGUACCAAAUUCAACAUGACCUUUCUGUGAAGCAUGCACAGAGGGAAGGGAGGAAGAGUGAGCAGAAAUGUUCCCAUCUUAAAGUUUCAAGGAAUGCAGUCGUAGCUACUUGAAUACAGUAUAUAACAACGAUGAGACUACCCAGAGCAUCGCAGGUAAAGCUACUGUGGCGGAACUGCAACUUCAAGACGCCAGCCCUCGUGGGAAGACUAUCCAGGCGACAGACACCAAUCUGCGUUUUUCCACCUUGCCAAACGCGGACAUUAUGCACUACGUUAGUGAUGAGGAAAGAGAUCCCGCAGCCCAGUGACCAGCCUGAGGAGAAGAUCAACCUGGACAUAUGGAAGUCUAUGAUGAUGUCACCUGGUCGCCAGGAGGAGAAAGAGGAGGAGGAGGAGGAGGUAGCUCCGGGAGAAUUAGGACAGAGAGCAGAGUGUUCCUCCUUGGAGGCCACCCGCGAGCUGGUAGAAAUGUGGCGGCAGGCGGGGAAGCUGGUCCCAGAGCAGCUGAGCGAGGAGGAGCUUCAGAUACUCGAAGAGCUUUCCACAAAAUCUUCAAAGAAGAAGUUCCUCAAGCACCUGGCUCUCAAGGAGAACCACAAAAAGUUUCGGAAGAUUAAGCAGGAAAAGAAGAAGAGUGAAAAGAUGGAAGAAAAGAAGAACAGGGAAGGAGAUGAGGAGCAGGAUGAGAAUGCUGGUGGGCAGCUUCAGAAUACCUUCAUGCUUCAUGUCUGGAGUCGCUCUAUGGACACUGCGUACAGCUGGAGGGCCGCCCAGGCUAUGCUUUUUGGGCAGCCGCUGGUGUUCGACAUGAGCUACGAGCAGCACAUGUCCAGGAGGGAGCUGGAGAACACGGUCUCCCAGCUGCUGGAGUGCGAGGGCUGGAACCGCCGGUCCCCCGAGCCCUUCCACCUCCACUUCUGCAACCUGCAGCCUGAGGGGGGGUACCACCGGGAGCUGCUGAAGAGGUACGGGGCCACUUGGGACCGCCUCCUGAUCACCGCCUCAGAGCAGAGGCACGUGGACGUGUUCCCCCAGAGCCAGCUUGUCUACCUGACCGCGGACUCGCCGAAUGUGCUCAAAGCCUUCGACCACAGCAAGGUUUACAUCGUGGGCGCCCUCGUCGACAAGUCGAUCCAGACCGGCGUCUCGCUGGCCAAUGCCAAGCGGCUCAAAUUAGCCACUGCCCGUCUUCCCUUGGACCGGUUCCUUCAGUGGGACAUGGGAGCGAAGAACCUGACCCUGGACCAAGUCAUCCGCAUCUUACUGACGCUGAAGGACACUGGAAAGUGGGAGGAAGCACUUGAGUUUGUUCCCAAGAGAAAACACGCUGGAUUUUACCAGCCAAGACAGACAGGGAGCUCUGGGAGUUUUUUCACUAACAAGGCCCAGACAUUUGUAAAGAAGGAAGCGGGUCCUACAAGCACUUAUAAGAAUGCUGUUUACAGGGACACCCGGACCCAACCGCUCGCUCAGCCUGGGGCACAAAAUGUUUUUAAAUCUAAACGAAUCGUAGAGGAUGACAUAAAACCAAAGAGCAGGAAGAACUGGUGGGAGGAGGAGUAACUGAAACGCAUUGUCUCAGAAAGAACUGCUCGAAAGAGGAAUAAAAAACUCUCAAAAAUGCACGUGCAUUAGCAUUGUGGAAUAUGUUUUAAAAUGCCUAUGUAAAUGUAUGCUGCUCUUAGUUCAGUUUAUUGAACUGCUAUACUCCUUCACUCACUGGUUCAUACUGUAUUAAUUACUGCUGAAAAGCGGAGGUUAGUGUAUUUUAGAGUCAACAGAAACUGCUCUGAUGGAUCGUCAAAUGCACAGUAGCCUUUCAGUUGAAGUUGAACUCGGUCCAGUUGUCAUUAUUUGGUAUAUUCUGUCUUUCGCUAAGAAUAAAUUGUGUGACCUGGG
Messenger RNA from Anguilla anguilla (European eel), 1992 nucleotides. It is a transcript of the gene trmt10c, whose product is annotated as tRNA methyltransferase 10C, mitochondrial RNase P subunit. The record is from RefSeq and is a predicted model, not a curated record. Lineage: Eukaryota; Metazoa; Chordata; Actinopteri; Anguilliformes; Anguillidae. Gene Ontology annotation, molecular function: tRNA binding. The transcript has 3 exons. The coding region runs from base 223 to 1656 and encodes 477 amino acids. Gene Ontology annotation, cellular component: nucleoplasm; mitochondrion; nucleus. Gene Ontology annotation, biological process: positive regulation of mitochondrial translation; mitochondrial tRNA 5'-end processing.